Messenger RNA from Medicago truncatula (barrel medic), 1325 nucleotides. Its product is annotated as thermospermine synthase ACAULIS5-like. The record is from RefSeq and is a predicted model, not a curated record. Gene Ontology annotation, molecular function: thermospermine synthase activity. Gene Ontology annotation, biological process: polyamine biosynthetic process. NCBI's taxonomy places the organism in Eukaryota, Viridiplantae, Streptophyta, Magnoliopsida, Fabales, Fabaceae.
UUAUUUUCCAAACAUGGGUGAGGCUCCAAAGCUACUAUACAUUAAUGGGUUCCCAAAGUAUGGCCAUGAUGAAACAGAUCACCACCUUAUAACCAAUAAUUACGACCAUGAUAUUCCUUGGUACGAGGAAGUUAUCGAUGAUGAUCUCAAAUGGUCUUUUGCUUUGAACAGUGUGCUUCAUAAAGGGAUCAGUGAUUACCAAGAGAUAGCUCUUUUGGAUACAAAGCGUUUUGGAAAGGCCCUAGUGAUUGAUGGAAAGAUGCCGAGUGCUGAAAUGGACGAAUUCAUUUAUCAUGAAUGCUUGAUUCAUCCCCCUCUAUUAUGUCACCCCAACCCCAAAAGAGUGUUUAUAAUGGGAGGAGGUGAAGGGUCUGCUACUAGGGAGUCCCUCAAGCAUAGCAUAAGUAAUAGAGAGAGAGUCAUCAUGUGUGAUAUAGACCAGGAGGUGGUAGAUUUCUGCAAAAAAUACUUGAUUACUAACAGGGAGGCCUUUGCUCACAAGAAGCUCGACCUUGUCAUCAAUGAUGACAAGGCUGAGUUAGAGAAAAGGAAAGAGAAAUUUGAUAUCAUUGUUGGAGAUUUGGCAGACCCAGUUGAAGGUGGACCUUGUUAUCAACUUUAUACAAAAUCGUUCUAUGAAAAUAUUCUGAAACCCAAGCUCAAUGAGAAUGACAUUUUUGUGACUCAGGCUGGACCGGCAGGUAUCUUGACACACAGGGAAGUCUUCACUUCUAUAUACAACACAAUCAAACAAGUCUUUAAAUAUGUGAUAGUAUACACAACUCAUGUACCAUCUUUUGCUGAUACUUGGGGAUGGGUUAUGGCUUCAGACCAACCAUUAUUCAUUGGUUCUGAGGAAAUGGACAAAAGAAUCAAAGAAAGAAUAAAUGGAGAAUUGCUCUAUCUAACUGGUGACUGGUUCCACUCAUCUACCACCAUGAACAAGACUCUUUCGCAAUCGCUUCAGAAUGAAACUCAUGUGUACACUGAAGAAAAUGCUAGAUUCAUUCCUGGACACGGUGUGGCUUAUCGUCUCUGAUGUUUCAAGCCGUAGGUUGAAGAUGAAUUCUUGCAGUAUACUUUCUCAAAUAUUUCUGAGUUUAGAUUUCACUUCAAAAUUAUCGCAGGGCCUGAGUAACUCAAGUUGUUUGGAAUAGCUUAUUUGGAGUUUAUUUAAACUUGUCAUUUGAUUUUAAUCACUAGCUUUAGCAUUGUUUCAUCAAUCUGGGUCAAUAUAUCUAAGUUAGGUUGAUUUAGAAGCUCCUGUGUGCUAAUGUAACAUGAUAGAUUUGUUUCUACUCUGAAUUUCCUCAAUAAGAAUUAAG